GCUUUCCGCACUGUCCCGCACGACGUACUCGACACUUACACUCCUUACACACAAUUAUGCUCGCUCGGACGGCGUUCGCUCGUGUAGCGCAGCCCAACAUGGCGAGGGCUGCGCCCGCCGGUGCUAGGAGCAUGGCCACGCUGCGUGAGAUUGAGAUGCGGUUGAAGUCGGUGCGGAACAUCGAGAAAAUCACGAAGUCUAUGAAGGUCAUCGCCUCGACAAAACUCAACAAGGCGCAGCGCGCGCUCCAGGCGGGCAAGGAGUACGGCAUCGCGAACUCUGAGGUCUUCCAGCACGCGCCCGCCGAAAACGUUGGCAAGCGCAAGCUCUUCAUCGUCAUCUCGUCCGACAAGGGCAUGUGCGGUGGCAUCCACUCUUCCGUCUCGAAGGCGACCCGCCGCGCCUUCAAGGAGCAGGACAUCGACCCCGCCUCGCCCAUCGCUGUCGUCGGCGACAAGUCCAAGAGCCAACUUUCCCGCGUGCUUUCCCGGAACCUCGUCAUAACGUUCAACCAGAUCGGCCGUGACGUUCCCACCUUUGCCGAUGCUGCCGGUGUCGCCGACCUCAUCAUCAAGUCUAAUAUCGAGCACGACAGCAUAUCUAUCGUCCACAAUAAGUUUAUUUCAGCUCUCUCGUACGAGUCUACUAUCGUCGAGGUCGAGACCGCUGAGGCCCUCAAGGAGUCCCCUGGCUUCAAGGCCUACGAGAUGGAGGAGGAAGUCACCAAGGACUUGGCUGAGUUUGCUCUUGCGAACGCCCUCUAUGCUGCUCUGGUCGAGGCCCACGCCUGCGAGAUCAGCGCUCGUCGCAACGCCAUGGACAACGCGUCCAAGAAUGCGGGCGACAUGAUCGCCAACUUGCAGCUCAAAUACAACCGCGGUCGUCAGGCUGCCAUUACCAACGAGCUUGUCGAUAUCAUCACCGGUGCCAGUGCUCUGUAAACGGCGUAGUUACCGUGUAAUGUCGACAUGUCGAUAUAGAGUUUCUUGCGGAUAAAAGCCAGGAUAGAGAGUUACCUGUUCACAGCCGUGAUA
This is a messenger RNA of Phanerochaete carnosa HHB-10118-sp, 1034 nucleotides long. RefSeq lists its product as uncharacterized. The record is from RefSeq and is a predicted model, not a curated record. Gene Ontology annotation, biological process: proton motive force-driven ATP synthesis. The transcript has 5 exons. Gene Ontology annotation, molecular function: proton-transporting ATP synthase activity, rotational mechanism. Bases 57 to 941 code for a protein of 294 amino acids. NCBI's taxonomy places the organism in Eukaryota, Fungi, Basidiomycota, Agaricomycetes, Polyporales, Phanerochaetaceae.